This is a messenger RNA of Chlamydomonas reinhardtii, 9523 nucleotides long. RefSeq lists its product as uncharacterized. The transcript has 14 exons. The record is from RefSeq and is a predicted model, not a curated record. NCBI's taxonomy places the organism in Eukaryota, Viridiplantae, Chlorophyta, Chlorophyceae, Chlamydomonadales, Chlamydomonadaceae. Gene Ontology annotation, cellular component: Set1C/COMPASS complex. Gene Ontology annotation, molecular function: protein binding; histone H3K4 methyltransferase activity. The coding region runs from base 591 to 8282 and encodes 2563 amino acids.
AGGAAUAGCGUGGGUGGCUCACACGAAAGCGAACGAGCUAGUCCCGGACUUUUCGGCGAAAAGCUUUGCGGUUCGUCGCCGACUGCUCGCGUAGGCUUUGGAAGUGCCUCAAGCAGUCACUGUAACCUUACAAAAGGCCUUUGCCGCCGCCCCAUCUCGUCAUCUGUGGAGGCAUACACAGAGGCAUACAGCACGUGGCGCCCGUAUACAGUCUUUCUGUAGUGAGAAAAAAGGUUGCCGGCACAUUUGAGCUCCUUGGAGUCUUCGGACGCAGCCUAUCCGGCUUGCCCAUCGGCUUGUCCACGCCCUGCUCGGUCUCAGCCUCGCCAGUUUUCGCGACAGGCCCCCCAGAGCACAGCUGCAUGACGUAACAGGUGCCUUAGCUUGGGCGCGGCAGCUCAGCAGCAUCAUUUAUGAGUCGCCGCGGUCACCAUAGUGAGGGGGUCUGCCCCCUCUGCCCCCCAGCCGCUCGCGGCCCAGGCAAGUAGAACAGCACCCCAGCCCUGCAGGCGGGCCCAGCAGCGAGCUAGGAAGGGCCCUCAGCUGACGAGGCGCGCAUUCCUACGCAGCCGCGGACAGCCCUGGGCAGCAUGCAGCCGACGGGGCGCGGUCUGCAGAUCAACAUCAAGAGUGCUCCGGUGCAAUACAUUUCCUCUGCUGCCGGGCCGGUCGCGCCGAAUGCCGGCGUCGCAGGCGUGCCGCUUGGCGGCGGCCUGGCAGGAACUCCUGCCGCUCCAGUGGUUAUCCCGGGUCUGGGCAGCGCCCUGCCCCUGCCUGCCGCGGGGAUAGCGGGCACGGCUGGCGCGGCGCCCCCUGGCCCGGCAGCAGGCUAUGGGAUGGGAGCCGGCGCAGGAGCCAGCGCCGGCGUUGGCGGGAGAAGCGGGAUACAGCCGCCGGGGCUUCAGACUGCAUCUAGCAGCGGCUAUUCUAGCGGCGUGUCAGGCGGUGUGGCCACGGGAAGCGGCGCUGCAGGCGGGGCAGGCGGCGGCGCGGCGGUUGGCUUCAGGCAAGCGCACGCGGCGCCGCCCCCGCCACCGCAGCACCGGCCGCAGCACCAACAGCAUUGGCAGCAACAGCAGCAGCAGCAGCAGCAGCAAUACGACCGCGCACGCAGCCACUACGGCGCGUCGACGUCGCAGUCCUCGGCGUCUAUGGCGGCGUCAACUGGCGUGGGGUUUGGCGGGCAGCCAACUGGAGGUGUGCAGCCGCCCAGCCUGGGGCCGUCGUUAGGGAGUGGCUCCUUCAAUGGUAGCGGCACUGGUGGUGGCGGCGGCGGUGCGUAUGGAGGCGGGUGGUCAGUGCCGUCCGCACCGCACCACGCGGCCGGGCCACCAGGUCUGGCGCCGACUGCGUCUCUGCCCUUCGCCAACGUAGCGCCCCCCAUGCCGCCGCCCGUGCCGCCACCCGCGCCUCCGCCUCAUCCACCACCUCAGACGCAGCAGCGCUCUCAGCAGCACCCGCAGCAGCAGCCGCAGAGGCCGGCGCCUGCGCACCAGUGGCAGAUCCGGCGGGACCUGCUGUCGGAGCUGCCAGCGGGCGUGCAGCCGCCCGUCAUCCCGCUGCCGCCGCCCAACGCGCGGCGGCUGGCGCAGGGGGCGCUGGCGGAUUUCUGCAAACGGCUGGAGGAGAACAAGGUGGCGCUGGCUGCCGCGGAGGAGGACGCACGUGUGGCGGAGCGCGACCUGGCGGAGGCGACGGCGGUGGUGCGGCGCUGCGAGCAGCUGCCGCGGCUGACGGCCCGCGUGUGGAGCUACCUGGAUGAGGACAACAUCAUGGGGCCCUACAGCCUCAUGGAGCUGAUGAAGAUCCUCAAGGGCGCGCCCAACACGCUGAUCGAGAGCAGCGACGAGAGCCUGUUGUUCGUGGACGCCAUGGCCGCCACCCCGCUGCGCGGCUGUGUGCUGGAGCGCAAGGCCAGUCUGGAGCGGCUGGGGGACGCCGAGGACGCCGUGUGUGAGCUGCUGGCGCAGGGGCGAGUGAUUGCCGCGGAGCUGCAGGCAGCUGAGUUCGAGGCGCUGGCGGAGCAGUUGGCGGCCGACAGAUGGCUGCCGGCGGCGGCCGCCGCCACCGCUGGCGCCGCCGGCCCCGACGCCGGCACGACCCCGCCCGCAAUCCGCGCCGCGCUUAUCGCCGGCGGCCUGCUGCCGGAUGCGCCGCUGGUGCCCGCGCUCCAGGCCGGCGUGGCGGCGCUGUCGGGGCUGCCGCCGCCGGAGCCGACGGCGGCGGCUGAGGUGGUGGCGGAGUGGGAGCUAGCGCUGCAUGAGGCCGCGGAACGGCGGGCGGCGGCAGCCGCCACAGCCGCCAUCAUGGCUGAUGCCGGCGUGGGCGGUGGCGGCGCCGCUACGCGGCAGGCGCUGCAGCGGCUGUCGCUGCCGUCUGAGUCGGAUCGGGCGUGGACGUUUUUGUCACAGGGGCGGCCCUCUGAGGCCUUUAGCGCCGAGGCGCUAACCGCCUGGCUGGCGGGCGGGCAGCUGGAUUCGUACACACUCGUAUCGUCCGUAAAACCGCUCCUGCCGUACGACGACGCGCUGAAUGGCGCCGCCGGGGCGCAGGCCAGCGAGCAGGAGCGGGUGCGGAAGGCGGCACGGUGGUUGUUGGCGGGCGAAGUGUCCCGGCUGUACAGGCGGCAGCAACAACAACUUGGCGGCUCACCGCCGCCGCCACCCCUGGCGGCGGCGCCGCCGGCGGUGCCCCCUGACCCCAUGUGUGCGCUUGGCGGCGUUGCGCGCCUGCAGCAGCACCAGCAGCUACAGCAGCAGCUCGUGAUGCUACAGCAGCAGCGGCAGCAGCAACAACAGCAACAACAGCAGCAGGAGGCGUUGGCCGUGGCGGCGGCGAGCAUGCUACCGAUGGGUCUGCAGGGCAUGCUCCCAGGCAUGAUGAUGCCUGGGAUGGUGCACCCGAUGAUGAUGGGGCAAGUCGCCUCCAUGCCUUCCCUGCCUUCAAUGCCGUCUAUGGGCAUGCCGCAAAACCAGCAGCAGCAGCAGCAGCGGCAGCAGCAGCAAGUGGCAGGCGCGGGAUCCGGGCCGCUCAAACCGCAAGGCAGCCUGUCGCAAGGGGCUGCCGCAGGGGGUGCUGGAGCAGGGGCUGGUGGAGGCGGCCCGGUGGCUCAGGAGGGGUUUCGGACCCGCCACGCCUCGCCGGCGCCCGGCCAACCCGGGCCAGAGGCGGGGCCGGGAGGCGACGUGCGGGGGCAACCGCCAGCAACGGCAGCGGGAGGGGCGGGGGCAGGGGCGCAGGGGCGCCGCGGCUCAUUCACAGGCGGACCGGGUGACCCUGGGGCAGGCGGCGCUGGUGCGAGCGCUGGUGCUGGGAGAGGCGGUGGCGGAGGCGCGAGCGGUGGGUGGCAGCACACGCCGCACCAGGCGCCGGGUUCCGCGCCCGCCAACCCACCAGGCAGCCGCCUGCAGGUCCGGCUUGGCCCGCCGCCGCCGCCGCCGCCGCCGCCGCCACCGCCACCACCACGGUCCACAGCGGCGCCACCCGCAGCGCCUGCGGCGCCCGCUGCCGCCCCAUCGAAUCGGCCUCCCCUGAACCCCGCGCUUGUGGCGGCAGUACUAAAAAUGGUCAAACUACAUUUCCAGAAUGACUUGCGGCAGCAUCUCCCCCGCCUGCUUCCUGGUCUGGUGGAGGACGCGUACUGCGAGUAUCGACUGAAGCGCCUAGACAUGGAGGAGGGGCAGGAGGAGCAGCAGGGGCACGGCCGCCAGCAGGGCGCGAUGCAGGAGACGGCGGCGCAGCCGGAGGCUGAGGGUGGCAGCGGCGCAGCAGGGUCCUCUGCGGGCAAUGCUACGAAGCCGGAGCUGAAGCAAGGACAGGCGGGUGGCGAGGAGUCAGGGUCUGGGCCUGUGACUUCGCCUAAGAAGCGGCGGCGGAAGGUCCAGGAGGCCGAGGAGGACGAGGGCGCUACGACGAAGCCGAAGCCAGAGGCGGCGCGCCGACGUAAGAAGGCGGCGGCUGCAGGCUCGGAUGCGGAGGAGGAGCAGAAGGAGCAGGGCAGCGAUGCCGAGCAGAAGGCGGAGUCGGAGGAGGAGGAGGAGCCGGCCGGCAAGCCGGAGGCGAAGGCGGGGAGAGGCCGCGGGCGGGGACGUGGCAGGGGAGCGGCCGAUGGCAGCAGCGGCAGGGGACGCGGUCGCGGUCGCGGCCGCGGCAAGGCUGCGGCGGCAGAGGCUGAGGCGGCGAAGGAGGAGGGUGCGUCGGCUAAGCCGGUGAAGGGGCGGAAGAAGCGGGCAGAAGCAGCAAAAGCAGCGGCGGACAAGGACGAUAAGGAGCAGAAGGCAGCCGCACCGGCGUCGCCAGCGUCGUCUUCCCGCUCCAGAGGCGGCAAUAUGUCUUCCUCCUCCGACUCCUCCUCGGGUUCGGACGAUUCAUCUUCCUCGUCCGGCGAUGGCUCUUCAUCUUCCUCCUCGUCCUCUGAAGACGAAGGCGAGGAGGCGCAGGCGGCGGGCAGCAGCGGGAAAAAGCGGGAAGGGCGGGGCUCGAAGCCGACUCCGGCGAAGCGGCGCGGGAGGCGGAGAGCCGACGAGGAGGCAGUGGACGGUGCAGACGGCGGCGCAGUCAAGGCGAGGGGCCGCGGCCGGGGCAGGGGGCGUGGCCGGGGCAGGGGUGCCGCCUCUGCCGCAGGCGACACGGAGGCGGAAGCUGCGAGCCCAGGCCGGGGCCGGGGUCGCGGCCGCGGCGGCCGAGGCCGAGGCCGGGGGCGUAAGGCCGCAGAGGAUGCAGAGGAGGCGGAGGCAAUUCCUGCAGCCCAGGCUGCCGCGGGUGCCGCGGGUGCAAGGUCUACCGACCCGGCUGCCUCAGCCGAGGCCGCCGCCUUGACGACGGCCGCCGAAGAUGUGGCAACGGAGGCGCCAGCCGCUGAGGCUGCAGCCGCUGUUGCCGCGCCGUCAGCAGCCACGGCAGCAGCAGGAGCCGCAGGAGGGGCCGCAGCUGCCGAUGCCGAGCCAGCCACGGCCACUGCCAGCGCCUCUGAACCCAAGGCGCUCGCCCCCGCCGCCACUGCCGCAGCUGCAAACGGCACCGCUGUUGCCACCACAGACGCAAUGGAUGUGAAUGUUGUAGCGCCGUUUCCGCCGGGGGCGGAAGCCGCGCCUGCACCCGCGCUGCCGCCUGCGCCAGUGCAGGUGAAGGCAGAGGCAGGUGCGGCGGAGGCGUCAGUUGGGGCGGACGUGAAGCCGGCUGCGGCGGAGCCGGCCGCCGCAGCACCCAAGCAGGAGGCGGCACCCAAGCCGAAGGCGGAGGAGGGCGACACCGCAGCCAUGGAGGCGGCGGCCGAGGGCAAGCCACAGCAGGUGCCGGGGCCACCGACAGUGACUGCGCCAAAGUCCCCAACCGCCGACCUCCGCCCAUCUGCCCCCGACGGCAGCCGGAGCCAACCUGGUGAUGCCGAUGCCACCGCCGAUGCCACCGCCGCUCCCACCGCCGAUGCCGAUGGUGCCUCCGCCCUUUCUUCCAAAGCAGCUGCUCCAGCCACUGCUGCUACAGCCGCAGCCGCCGCAGCCGCCGCUGCUACAGCCGCAGCCGGCGAUCCGGCGGCCGCGGCUGUUGCACUGGCGCGGGCCAUCUUGGAGGAGGUGCUCACAGUGGUGGAGCUGCACAUCGAGUUCUCGGCACCCAACACCGCCGCGCCACGAGCCACACGCAGCCGCCGCGCAGGCGGCGGCGAAGCCGGCGGCGCUGCCGGUGGCGGCGGCAAGGGCCGCGGCCGCGACCGGGAUGCGGGAGGUGAUGGAGGUGCAGGGGAGGGCGGCGGCGCCGACGCUGCCGCGCCGGCGCCGAAGCGCCAGCGCCCGGCGGCGAUAAAGGUAGAUGUGGGCGAGGAUGGUGAGGACGCGGGAGCAGGCGCGGGCGGGAGCACGGUCGGGGGCAAGGUAAGGCUGCGGAGCAAGGCCGCAAGGGCGGCGGCGCGCCGCGCGCGCCAGGCCGCCCGGGCUUCGGCCGACGCGGCCUCACCCGCCUCCGCGGGCGCCGACAGCGAUGCCAGCAGCGACAGCAGCAGCGACAGUGACGGCGAGGGCGACGCGGAGCAGGGCGGCGCUGCGGCUGCCAAGCGCUCCCGCGCUGCUGCCGCAAAGCGCGCGCCAAAGCGCUCCCGGCGCGACGUCACCGCCGCCGCCGCUGCGGCUGCUUCCGACGACGAGGACGACCGCUCUGACAGUGACGGCGACCAGGACAGGGAGGAGGGGAGCACUGGUGAUGCGGCAGGUGACGCGGCUGGUGAGGCUGCUGGCAACGGCCCUUCCGCGCCCAGCUGCAGGUCCCGCAAGCAGUCCUCAAAGACACCGCGGCACCGCCGCCGGCCCAGCGGCAAUGCCGAGGACGGCGCCGGCGGCGCCUCCGGCCCGGCGGCAGCUGCGCUGGCGGCGGCGCCGCGCUACCGCGGCGUCAGUGCCAAGGAGCUCCGGGCCCUGGCGGCGGCGCCUGGCGGCGAUGGCCUUGCAUCCGUCCUGGCGGGCGGCGGCAUCACGCGCAAUUCGGCUGCUGAGCUGCUGCUGGGCGAGGAGGAGCUGGGGAUGGGCGGCGGCGGCGGCAACCGCCGCACGCGCGCCGGCGCCGCGGCGGUUGCUGCGUCCGUCAAGGACACGACGGAGGCGGCGGAGGCGCUCACGGAGCUCACCGCCGCAGCAGCGGGCCGCAACGGCACCCACUGCACGACCGGCGAUGCGGCGCGGAAGCGGGGCAAGACGAAGGCGGCGGGCGGGGAGCGGCAGACUAGUCCGAAGUCGGAGAUCAUAGGCGGCGAGGGGGAUGUGGAUAACAAGGAGGGUGCGCGGCUGUGGGCGGCCACGCAUGCUGAGCUGGCCGCCGGCAAGAGGUCCAUCCGGCCCAACAGGUCGCUGGACAACCUUGCGUCGGAGGCGGAGGCGGCGGCACUCAGUGGUUUCGCUGCCGCGAGCUUUGCACGCCGCCCCAGCGACACGGGCGGCGCCGGCAGGCGGCCGCUCAGCCGCACCAGCAGCACCUGCUCAGCGGAGGCGCUGGCGGAGUGGCAGUCGCACUUCCCGGGCGAGGACCUGGGACGCGCCGUGCGCUGCGACUCCAUGACAAUGCUGCUGGACGCAUUCCUGCUCAGUGGCGUGCCGGGCAUCGUGCAGGCGGAGUUGGAUCGCGGCAAGCACCAGGACAGUGACGGCGAGCCGCCCUCCGUGCCAAAGCACGCGCAGCGCCCGCGCAGCGCGCGCGGCGGCACCGGCAGCCUGGGCGCCAAGCGGCGCAGCAACAGCGGCGGCAAUCUGCUCGCAGCCGUGCUGGAGCUGCCGACGGCAGAGGGCAAGGAGCAGGCGGGAGCGGCGUCGGAGAAGGAGCCAGGGCGUAACAAGCGCGGCCGCGCGACGCCCACGCCACCGCCAGGCGCGGGAGACGCCGCCGGCGCCGCUGGCGGCGCCAAGGGCAACCGCAGCAUAUCCCCUUCAGGCACCGAGGGCGGCGGAGGCGCAGGCGACAGCAAGCAGCAGCGGCGGCGGGACGCGGACGCCCGACGACGGCGAGCGGCGGCGCUGAAAGGCAUCUGCCGUACAGUGGGCUGCGCCCGCGGCCUGCCCCUCCGCGUCAUCAAGGAGCUUUCUUCCAAAGCCGCCAACAGCAGCACUCGUGCCGCCAAGGCGGCGGCGUCAGCCGCCGCCGACGGCGGCGCAGCCGCCGAAGAGGCCGGCGGCGGAGCCGCUGCUGCCGGAGGCGGCGCCGCUGGUGCCGCGCCGCCGGCUGCGCUGGCGCGGCCGCGGGCCGCAGCCAGCGAGCAUCGGUUCCUGACGGCGGCAUCGGCGGGCGCUGGUGGCAGCGGCGCUGGCGGCGGCGGCGGCGAGGCGGCCACUGCGGGCAUGGAACUGGCCAAGUGGCGGCUGCUUGCGGCCAAGUCCAAGAGGCUUAAAUUCGGGCGCAGCCCCAUCGCCGGCUGGGGCCUGUUUGCGGUGGAGCCCAUUGAGGCGGGCGAGUUCGUGAUCGAGUACUGCGGCGUGCGGCUGCGCAAGCCCCUGGACGACGUGCGCCAGCGGCAGUACGACGCCGCCGGCUACAUGGACUAUAUGUUCGCUGUGGACGGCGCCUGGGUGGUGGACGCAACACUGGCGGGAAACGCCGCGCGCUUCAUCAAUCACUGCUGCGAUCCAAACUGCGUGGCACGCAUUGUCGAGGUGGGCGGCGAGAAGAAAAUUGCCAUCUACACGCUUCGGCGAGUGGAGGCGGGCGAGGAGCUGGCAUACGACUACAAGCUGUCGUGUGUCCCCGGGGCGGAGCGCAUCCCGUGCGGCUGUGGCGCCAAGAACUGCCGUGGCUUCAUGAAUUGACCUAAAACAGGUUAAAAGCGGAGUGACAAGGGACUGAACUAGAUACAGUGCGUGACAGGAGUGUGGAUGUAGAUACGGCCGUUUGAGCGUGUCGCCCCCGGCGUCGUGAAGCUGGCGCUUGCUGUGCACGCGGCGGGGAAAGGGGAAGACGGGCUCCGGAAAUCAGGGUGCAGGGUUUUGAAUGCACCCAUAGCUUCGCAGACGCACGCACAUGAACGUAUGUGCAUUGGCAAUGGUAGUAGACGCUGUUGGAAGGCGGGCAGCUGUUCGGUUGUGGCUGAAUAUUAAUGGCUGACGAGGUGAAGGAACUGACAAGACCACAGGCGGGUCAUGGUCGGCGUGACAGGUGUAUGUUAGGUUUACGCCUCACGACGUGGUGGGUGCAACCCAGGGUGCAACCAUCAGCCAUCAGGUAACAGGCGCAGUAAGCCGAAGGCGCCCAUUGAUUGGGGCUAGCAAGUAGCCACCGGAGCCGUCCAGGUUGCUCUGAACUCGACUAAUUGUUGCAGAACCACAGGGCUAGGAUGUGCACAUGCCCUCUGGUGUAGCAGCUGUGCACGACUGCGUUAACGCGCCCCCGUGUUACCGGUAUGUCUCGUGUGGGGCAGUUUUGGUGUGGGCGGGGACGCGGGCAUAGCGCAACACUAGGCGCAGCGGCUAGGAGCAAUUUGCCCGGAGCACCCCUGGCCCGGAGGCUGCGGGACGACUGGUACCCAGCCAGGGAAGACCCUGCAGCGCAUCCUAUGCGUAUGGGUGCAUAGCAGGGUACGAACAGCUGGAUGGGCUAGAGACAGGAUACGGUCCUAGAGUGUAGGGACCCCGUAUGGCCACCAAUGUCCCGAUGCCCGGCCGCGUACCAGGGUGAUCAGGUCUGGACGCUGACGCGGGGACAACCAAUGAUGAGCGAUUCAGCCACGGAGGCUGGCUGCUGCUGCUGGCGCGAGGCAGGCUGACGCAGGACGUCAUGAGAAGAAAGCAAUUGGGCUGCAACCACAUCCGGUUGCCAACCGUGUGGGUGUGUGGACGGCGUGCGGCCUUCAGAAAGCUGUGGAGACACACAAUGAACGAUUGUGCACACCCCGGAAAACGGUAUGGCAGCAUUGCAGUCGAAUGGAGCGGCACUGGUGCAUUACAGUACUGUUUGUCUGUUACUCAAGGCCCAAGGCAAUAUUCUGUGGCGGAUGAGGGGGUGCGUAUGCCUGGGAGCGGACUACUGUUUGCGACCAAGCAACGACAAGGCC